Colletotrichum navitas is the source of this 579-nucleotide messenger RNA. RefSeq lists its product as uncharacterized. The record is from RefSeq and is a predicted model, not a curated record. Lineage: Eukaryota; Fungi; Ascomycota; Sordariomycetes; Glomerellales; Glomerellaceae. The coding region runs from base 118 to 528 and encodes 136 amino acids. The transcript has a single exon.
CUUGUGAGAAGUUGAAGAAUUGCGCGCGUAUGGUUGGUUGUGCAUGGAAAUGCGUCCGAGUGCGCUGCAGCCGGCAGCCGGCAGCCGGCAAGCAACCAGCAGGACCGGCACAAAACCAUGGAAAAACAGGGCAAUCACUCGUGUUCCCGAAUCUUGAGGCUGUCGUCUAGCCGUCUCGCACGAGGUCAUUCGGCCUCAGCCCGUUGGUGCGUUUGCUUCUGUCUGGGGUCCUGGCAAGCAUGGACUGGGCUGGGCCAUAGGCGGUGUCGAGCACGCACGGAAUCGACCGCAGGAAACGCCUCUCGAGAAGAACAUUCGGUCAUCGAAGCUUUCGAGGCUGGGGGAAAAGGGAGGGGGAGUAAUACUAGCUUGGGCUUUUUGUUUCGCCCCAGGGGAGACGGCGUUUGUCCUAGUCGUCCCACGCCUACACUACAGCCAACUACCGCGUUUGACGACGCUAAAGGAUCGAUGGAAGGGGGGCGGCGGGGUUCGCUUUCGGCUCUGUCUCGUCCCAUUCGGGAUGGGUAGGUGGAAAUGGAUGGAUUGAGGCACGUCCGCUACGAUGUGAGCCAGAUACGG